AUGGCGCUUCCGAACGAUGUCGAGGCGUGCGAGAAAGACUUGCAGAGGGUUUCGGACUCCCAACACAGCGAUGCACCGGAGAAUUACGAUACUGCAGCAGUUCGCGCCUUAGUCUGGAAACAAGACCUUCGCAUCAUCCCCCUCACAGCAGGAAUCUACCUCCUCUGCUUCCUCGACAGAUCCAACAUUGGCAAUGCCAAAACCCUCAAUGCCAAUGCCGGAGAAUCCCUCCUACAAGAAGCCAACAUGACCAACUACCAAUACACCAUUGCGCUCAUGGUCUUUCUUGUCGCUUACGCUGUUUUUGAAGUGCCCAGCAACUACUUCCUGAAGAAACUGAAACCCAGUCGCUGGAUUGCUUUUCUCAUGUUUGGUUGGGGUGCGUGCACAAUUGGACUUGGUGGCGCGAACAACUAUGCGACUGUUACCGCUGUGCGGUUCUUGUUGGCAGUCGCACGGCUCGAGAAAGAAGGAUCAAAAGGUGAUGCGCCGUCGUUGAACUGGGAAACCGCAGAGGCAACCCUACUUGACGGCCGACUCUGGGUGCAUUACAUCAUCUACUUCGGCAUCUCAGCGCCAUUCAGCUCGCUUUCUCUCUUCACUCCGACGAUUACUGCAGGGUUGGGUUACGAGAACCUCCAGGCACAACUCAUGACAGUGCCACCGUACGCCGUCGCAUACGUUGUUUCGAUAGUCACAGCUUGGUCAUCGGACUACUUCAAUGCCCGCGCGUUGCACUCAGCUGUCUUGGCUACCAUUGGAGCAAUUGGUUUCCUGGCAUCGGCCCUGCUUCCAGCUGAAUCUUUCCAUGCGCGCUAUGGAUGUUUGAUCGUUGCGGCCAGUGGAGCUUUCUCUUGUAUCCCACCACUGCUGGGUUGGUUGAGCAACAAUAUGCACAGCACCGCUGCUGCAGGAUUGGCUAUCGCAUUAAACGUCUCCUGGGGUGCUCCAGGUCAAAUCGUGGGUGUUUGGAUCUACAAGGCAAACGAGAAGGAGCGCGGGUAUCCUACUGGCCAUUGGACGAACUUUGGAAUGCUGGUCAUGGUUGCUGUCGGCUGUGUUGGGUUGAGAUUUUACUACCAGUGGCGCAACAAGAGAUUGCAACGCUUGGGACCGGAUGCGACGGGAAUGGACAGAGAGUUCAGUUAUUGA
Messenger RNA from Alternaria metachromatica, 1152 nucleotides. RefSeq lists its product as uncharacterized. Gene Ontology annotation, molecular function: transmembrane transporter activity. NCBI's taxonomy places the organism in Eukaryota, Fungi, Ascomycota, Dothideomycetes, Pleosporales, Pleosporaceae. The record is from RefSeq and is a predicted model, not a curated record. The transcript is spliced from 3 exons. Bases 1 to 1152 code for a protein of 383 amino acids. Gene Ontology annotation, cellular component: membrane.